Ahaetulla prasina is the source of this 7555-nucleotide messenger RNA. It is a transcript of the gene CEP170B, whose product is annotated as centrosomal protein 170B. The record is from RefSeq and is a predicted model, not a curated record. Gene Ontology annotation, molecular function: protein binding. Lineage: Eukaryota; Metazoa; Chordata; Lepidosauria; Squamata; Colubridae. Bases 326 to 4336 code for a protein of 1336 amino acids. The transcript is spliced from 13 exons.
GAGGAGAGAGAGAGAGAGAAGGCGAGAGCCGCCCCUUGGCGUCUGGAACCUGCUGUGCAAGUCAAGGCGGGAGGCGGCGCUGCCUGCUUGUUCGUGCCUGGGCAGCGAGAACGAUCCGGGCGCCGAGGAGGAAGGGAAGAGAGAACCCGAAAAGCAAAUGCGGGCAACGGCAUAAUGGCAGCGCCUAGUCGAGGAGGCUGAAGGGGAGACUCGAGGCUGCCGCCGCCACGCAGGGCAAGGGUGGGCUGGGCCGCUCUCACCUGGCGCAGCACUGAAGGCAGGAAGUCGGAGCCCUUGGUGCGGGCAGGGAUGGUGAAAAGUUAAAAUGCCUAACAGCAAAAUGAGCACAACAUCAUGGUUCCUGGUGAGUGGGACAGGUAUUCGCCAUCGGCUUCCACGGGAGAUGAUAUUUGUUGGCAGGGAAGACUGUGAACUCAUGCUCCAGUCUCGCAGUGUGGAUAAGCAGCAUGCAGUCAUCAAUUACGACAAGGAAAAAGAUGAGCACUGGGUGAAGGAUCUUGGAAGCUUAAAUGGGACCUUUGUGAACGACAUACGAAUCCCUGACCAGAAGUACAUCACGCUAAAACUGAAUGAUGUGAUUCGUUUCGGCUAUGAUGCAAACAUGUAUGUCCUAGAACACAUCCAGCACAAGGUUCCAGAAGAAGUGCUAAAACAUGAGAAAUAUACCACCCAACUUCAGAUGAGCUUUAAAGGCACAGCAAUGAAAAGAGCAGAACAGCCAAUGGAACAUGAUGGAAAUAUUGAAUUGUCCCAAACCAAGCUGGAAAAAGGAGAGAAGAAAGCAAUUACAGAGGUGACAACUACUUAUCGCACACCACUCUAUGGCCGGCCGUCAUGGUGGGGAGAGGAUGAUGCCAACAAUAAACUGGAUUCAACAGGUGAAAGAAGGCCAGAAGAACAAUAUUCAGACAGAACAAAAGACUUAGUCCAACACGAAGAAGAAAUCAAUGGUAACAUCACUGGCUACAGAGAAUCUCAAGGCGAGUCUGUCUACGCAUUCCGUAGGGAACCCAGCUACUUCGAAAUUCCAACAAAAGAAUUCCAUCAGCCAGUAAAAACUCCAGAGGUGCAAGUCCAUGAGAUCCCCACCAAAGAUGUCGAUGUGGCCGUGAUACCUGUUGUGCAGAGCCAUGCUUCUUUUACCAUUGAGUUUGAUGAUUGCACCCCAGGUAAAAUGAAGAUAAAAGACCACGUCACUAAAUUUUCCCUCAGGCAGAGACGGAACCUCAGCAAGGAUUCUGGCCAUGUGGAAAUUAUCUCUGCGGAGAAUAAAGUGGCUGACUGGCUGGUCAAUAAUGAUCCAAGUCUCAUCAGAAGGCAGUCUCCCGGAGAUGAUGUAUAUAGUACAAAAAGUGACCUCCCUGUUCAUGUGAAGACUCUGAAAGGUAACAGACAUGAAGAUGGAACCCAAAGUGACUCAGAGGACCAAGUAGCACCUAAGCCAGAGAAAGAGACAGUUAGCAAUGAGCAUAUGGUAGAGCAAGCCAAACUCCAGCGCCAAAUUCGACGUGAUCCCCAGGAAAUGCUCCACAACCAGCAGGCCUUUGUUAUCGAAUUCUUUGAUGACGACACGCCCCGGAAGAAAAGAUCACAGUCCUUCACACACAGUGGCCAUUCUACCCAAAAUGAGAUCGAUCCCACCCUGAAGACAAAAGUUGAAAAACGCAAAAUUACAGUGCCUGCUGAGAAACCAGUAAGCUCUAUGCCCUCCCAACAUCCGCCUGCAACAGGGACCAAAGGGCCAAGCAAUGCAUUCACUACUCCAAGAGCAGGUUCCUUCAGGAGGGAGAAGGCAGAUGAGCGGAUCAGCCUUUCCUCGUCCUCCACAUCACGAACACCUGUAAAAAGUCAUGGGAGUGUUGGAAGGAAGUCAAAAUUAGCUCAAGAUUUUGCUGCUGAAUGUUUAAGGGAAAGUUCUCAAGUGACUCAACCCAACAUUGAAAAGCCCCCUCCUGCGCCAACCCCACUAACCUCACGGACAGUAAUUGUCCCAACAGCACCAGAAACAAUUCCUCCACCAGUUGCUGAUCCUAAAUUGGCCAAAGCUAAGAAACAGGAAGAGGAAGAUAGUUUGAGUGAAACAGGCACUUACACUAUUGAAACUGAAACACAGGAUAAAGAAGUAGAAGAAGCUCGAAAAAUGAUUGAUCAGGUUUUUGGUGUUUUGGAGUCUCCUGAAUUUUCCAGAAUUUCUUCAACCUUUAGGCCAGUUAUAAAAGGUGAAAAAGAAGAAUUAGGGCACAAUCAUUUGCUUGGGGAAAAUGGCUCAACUCCAAAGGUGACAAUGAUGCAGGUCAUUGCGUCCAAAGUGGCAAGUGGUCAUCAUGGAGAUAUACAGAUGUCAUCUUCAGCCCAAAGCAGCCAAAAAUGGGUCUCAAGAUGGGCAAGCCUUGCAGAUAGCUACACAGGCUCAGGUUCUGCCCCUGGAGCUGGGGAAGCCGAGCAGGGUUCCCUCUGUCAGGUUAGCACAGAAAAGGAUUCCAGUCUCAGAAUGGGAGAAUCUGAGAUUUCAGUGGCAUCACGGACCAGACGACUUCUUCCUCAACUCCCUCCAGGUGAAAAAUUGGAAAGUCCAACACCAACUAUUUUAAUUUGUCACGAGACCUUUCCUGAAGUUUCCCAAAGAAACUUUAGUAAUGAUUCUAGGGAAGAAAUAUAUGUGGAUUCUGACAGUCGGUUGUUAACUCAGGAAGAUUUGGAUCCAGAUAGCCUUAGUGAUGCCAGCAAAUCUGAUGAUGGUUUCAACUUGGAAAAAGGUAGGAAAAGCCAAGAUGGCACCAAAAUGUCUGAAAAGAAUCGAAUAAAGGCUGAAAAUGCAAAGUCUAGAAGCUCUCAGUGUCCUAUGCCAAGACUUUCAGGCUUGAGAGCAUUAAGUGAUCCACUGUCAACAUCUUUUUAUAUGGGUGAUGAAGCAGAAGAGAUUGGGGUUCCUUCAAAGCUUACUUCAAGUGUACCUCCUCCUCCUGAAAUAGACAAAGAAGAACCUCCUUUUAAGUAUGGAAAGACAGCUGCCAAAGGAAUGAACAAUACCUGUCUUUACUCAAAUGGAAAAAUGGUUAUGUCAUUACACCAGGGACUAGCAGAACAGCAAACUGUAGCCACAAAAGAAAUUUCAUCUUUUGUUAGACAAGAGAGUUUUACCAAAGAGAAGUCAAGCAGCAACAUUCCUCAAAACAGGCUACCGCAUAUCUCAAGUCAUCCUCUACUUAAAGAUCUUGAGGUCACACGAGCAAAUCGUAUGGACUAUAAUCCUGAGACUCAUCUCCUUCUUAAAGACACUGAAACUGCUCUGGCAGCCUUGGAAGCCAAAAUUCUUUGUCAAACUCACCAGCUCGAUGCUCCAGAAAAUCCUUCUGGGCCCUUAGAAGACUCUUUAUCUGGAGAUUCUGAUGUGGACACAGCCAGCACUGUCAGCUUGGUAAGUGGUAAAAAUCUGCCAAGUCACCCACCAAAGCAAAAAUCGGUGACACCUUUACAGAAAGAGAGGCCAUCAUCCACACUAUCUGGCCAAGAGCAAAAUAUUCAAGCUAGUGCACGUGACAGGCUUUCAGAAAAACGGAAAGCAAUUCCACCUGAGACCGGGAGCAAAGGUGAAAAUGCAAGGCGUUUUCAAGUGAAACACAGCAUAGGAACAAGUGGAUCUCAGGAUUACACAGAUGAUGAGAGAAGUAGCAGCCUCCCGUAUUUGCCUCCAAGUGAAAUAGCCUCCUCUGACCAGGAACAACCCCUCUCAAGGCCUCUUUCUAAAAAGAAGCCUUUCUCACAGUCAACCAAAGAAGAUCACAGCAAGGUAACCACAACGGUGCAAAAGAUUCAGCAAGUUCUUACCAGGUCAAAUAGUCUAUCAACCCCAAGGCCCACGAGAGCCUCCAAACUUCGCCGAGCCCGCUUGGGAGAUACCUCAGACAAUGAGAGUGCCGAUGCGGAGAAAACAGCAGCACAUCCUGAAGGAACCACAGCAUCUUCCAAGCAACCCAUAGAAGCCAAGAAACUCUCAAGGCUUGAUAUUCUUGCCAUGCCAAGGAAACGGGCAGGAUCUUUCACGGUGCCAAGUGACUCUGAGAGUGCCCCAUCAAAGCCAACCUUCUCUGGGCGCAGUGCAGAGUCAUACUAUUCUACUCGAAAACCGCUUGUGUCAGAAGCUAAAAAUGCUGUUAAGAAAACAGCAUCAGUGGUAGCUGCUUCAAAGCAAUCUUUCAGCAGGACACGUUCCAGCAGUGUGAAAUAUGCCUCUACCUCCAUUUUGCAGCAAUGGCUAACAAGUUUCAGUGUAGAAGUUAAGAUUGGGACUCCACACCAAUCACCACAUGACUAAUAUUUCUAUCCUAACUAAUGUCUUGUAAGUUGUGGACUUUCUACUUCAUCUGCAUUGACUCUAGUUUGUAGAAGGGCAGUUCUACCGGUGUUUCAGCAUUCAGUCUUGACUAAUAUCCUAUAUAACAUGGUUUUGUCUCUUGUGAAUUCAUUUUGGGGUGGGUGAGACACAAAUAAACAUAGAUAACUUUAAACUGAGUGUUAUUUUAGAACCUCACAUAGCAGUUCUGAAUUAAUACUUUCCAAAAACAGAUUGGAGUGCAGUCCAACAGUUCUGAAAGUUACAGAUAGUCCUCGAUUUAUAACCAUUUGUUUAGUGACUGAAGAUGCAGCAGCACUGAAAAAGUGAGCAUUUUUCACACUUACAACCAUUGCAGCAUCCCCAUGGUCAUGUGAUCCAAGAUUUGGAUGCUUGGCAACUAGCAUGUUUUAUGACAAUUGCAGUAUCCUGGUAUCAUGUGAUCACCUUUUGCGACCUUUUGACAAGCAAAGUCAAUGGGGUAGCCAGAUUCACUUAAUAACUGUGUUACUACCUUAACAAUUGCAGUGAUUUACUUAACAACUGUGGGAAGAAAAGUCAUAAAUUGAGGCAAAACUCACUUAACAACUGUCUUGCUUAGCAACAGAAAUUUGGGGUUCAAUUGUGGUCAUACGUCAAGGACUAUCUGUACAUGGUUCAGGAGAGCUGUUACAACAGAAAAAAAAAUCAAUGGAUUGGUCCUUCAGUAAAUGCAACCAGGGACAUUGAUUUCGGCAGGCCUUUGCCUUUAACUCUUCAUCAUUAUGUACAGUGUGAAGGCCACAAACAGCCCCACAGAUUUAAUCUCUUGUAUAUAACGUGUGAGACUACCACGUUUCCCUUCUUGCAGAGUUUUCUUUUUCACUCACUGCCUGUUUACGCAAUCAGUAAUGCUGAAGUAAUUAAUUCCCCAUUGUUUAUUAACAAGCCUUAAUUCUUGGAUGGAGUAAAUUAAAAUUAAACAAAAAGACUUGGAAAGUUGAAGUCAUCUGCAGGUUGCUGUACUUUGCGGAGAUAAAUAGCCAUGUAGUACCAGCCUGUGUCUGUUGGCUUGAGCUUUUAGUGUAGUAGAGACUGGAGAUCAGGAUAAAGCCUAUAAUUCAGGAAUAAAAACUCUUUUGAAAGAGCUUGAUUUUAUUUCUGGCAUCUCAGAAGAUGAACACUUAAGAUCCCUUUCUAGCAGUUAGAAAACUGUAGUAAGUUAAUGUAGAUAGUGUCUAAAACAAGCUAGAUUUGUAGUGUCUAAAACAAGCUAGAUUUGUUAGCAGUUCGGUAGUUUUCUGGGCGUCAGCAUAUGAUAUGGUGUUGCAAGCUGCAGAAUCACUCAGUAGUGAGAUGCGUGGCAUAUAAAUUUAAUAAAUAUAAACAAGGCAAUUCAGAAUCAAAUGGGUCAUUCCAUAGCAAAAGGAAAAAAAUAUAAUAUCUUAUUUAAAAUAAGGGCUUUGGCUCACUGACUUUCUUCUUAAUUUUCUUUACUGCCAUGCUGCCCAGCCACUAUAAAGGGUAGAAUGCAGACUUAGAUUUUUUGUAGGUCCAAUCUAAUGUUUUGAAUUUUUGCUUUCUUUUCCUUUUUCUUUUUGCAGUUUCUAUAGUCAAUAGUUUAGCUAUAAGCAUACUGCUGAGAGGAUUGAAUCAUUGUUUUAUUAAAAUUGUUAUCUCCAUCUUCAAACCUCUUAUAAGCAGCUUUGGAAAGUUUGAAACCACUGAAUGAAAAAGAGCAAUGCUGAAUUGAAUACCAAUUUAAGAAACCUGGUAGUAUGAGGGGUCUAGUAUAAGGAGUGGGGUUUGCUGCUUACCAGCACUGAUGAUGUUACCUAGAUUGGGUAAUGAAACGUCUGCAAGAAAACAAGCAAUCUCAGAGAGCACCAAGGACCUCUUAUUUCAACCUUAAGCUACAAAUAUUCUCCUUUGUUGGAACCUGUAGUAUUCCUGACUGUAUAAACAAGCCAACCAUUUCUGCUUUUCCUGCUGGCUUUAGAGCUACUUACUUGUACUUGGAAAUGGAGCCAUCUGAAAUUAAUGAUUCCUAAGAUGAAUACAUGGAAGACUAACUUGCCUAAUUGUCUCUCUUGGGGCCUUUCGUGCACAUUGAGAUGAAAAUUCCAUGCCACGUGUAGAAAAAUCCUACCGUGUCAAAGUUUACGGUUAUAUGUAUAUCUACCUCGCAAAAUAUUUUUCGUUAAUUGACAAAGAUUAAUUUAACUUUAUGACAACAGACAGAUGGGGGAUGACCAUUUUACCACACAUUUCAUCACACAUUUGUGCUUGAUCUGAUGAAUUAUUCCUACUGCUUGAGAGGUUGAUCUAAAUUGGUUCUUAACCCUAUAGGCUGAAUUGCUUCUCCCUGGUUGUCUGCCUGUAGCUCUAUUCAAGUGUUGGCUAUAUGAGGAACUAAUAAAUGUAAGAGCAUGGCUCAGUGUGAAACAGUUCAUCCCUAAUAUUAUACGUCCAUCUAACUCUACCCAUAAUCUUUGCACAUUAGAUAAAACUGCAGAAAGGAAAUCACCUAAAAGUUCUGAAGAACAGGAAUUGGCAACAUUAAAUUUGAUGGAACCACAAAAUUAAAAAUAUACUAUAAAAGAUAACUGAUAUCUCAGGAGAUCAUUAAAUUUCUGGUGUUUUUGUAUUUUUUUUAUAUUUUUCAAGACUUUGGACAAGACAAAAUCUUUUGAGGUAUCAUAGUACAUGGAAAUUGUACUAGAAAUCUCUAAUGAGAUUUCAAAUGAAAUUUGAAGAUUUGGUGCAGUUUGGAGCAUUGCUUUAUUUUUUCAAUGCUUGUGUCAUUGCAGUGAAGCCAGGCCUUGUGCUACCUGAUUGAGGGGCUGGGGAAAGGGAUCCAGUUGAGCAUGUAAUCAGCUCAGCUUCCAGAUGGGAUAAUAUCUCUUCACUGGGGAGCAUGUUUUAUCAAGCGAUGAUGAAAACAUUAGCAAGUGGCCACCAGAUGAUUGGAAAUAAAGCAUAUGACAGAUGUGUGAUAAGUGUGUAAUAAUUGGGUCAUCUACAUCCAUUCCAGCUGAAGUGCAAGCUAUUUGAUUUUCACCGAUUAUAAAUCUCUUCCAUCUCAUGGUAUGCACAGAAGUUUUCUUACCCCUUCUUUUCUUGGGCUGAUUGCAUUUGUGUUAUGGCUUUUUUUUUAAGUCUCGUCUUUACUUUUCUUCAAUUUUUUCUUCCUUACCACCAUCUGAAAACCAAUUCAUUUUA